AUGGUUAGAGAUUGUUUCAGUCGGCAUGAAAGGCGAGGACUUGGAUACAUUGCCGGUGAAAGAAGACGAUGCAUCCGCACUUUUCGAACUGGAAAUUUCAAUGUCAGUUUGACGGACAAACCAUCCACCCUAUAUGUGUUUCCUAUAACUGCAUAUAAACAAGCUGAUGGAACAAAGAUUGAUAAUAGAAGAGUGCUUGUCGAUGUUGAACGAGGUAGAACAGUUCCAAACUGGAAACCUCAUCGACUUGGUGGGGGUAUAGGAACAACCAGGAUUGGAGGUGAAGAUGUAAAUAAAAAACAAUUGGGGAGGGAAAAAUCUCGUGAAAAGGGAAGAGAUAGAGAGUGUGAUAAGGAGAAAUCUCGUGAGCGAUCUUAUGAGAAGCCAAAGGAUCGUGAUGAACCGGAGGAUGAAAUUCAGGGCAUAGCCGAAGUCGCUGUCGCCGAAGUUUCGUCGCCGCCAACAUUUCGCCGCAGCCGACGAACAAGAACAGAGAGAGAAGAGAGAGAAACGAAAUGA
Messenger RNA from Impatiens glandulifera, 519 nucleotides. Its product is annotated as U1 small nuclear ribonucleoprotein 70 kDa-like. Gene Ontology annotation, molecular function: mRNA binding; U1 snRNA binding. The transcript has 4 exons. The coding region runs from base 1 to 519 and encodes 172 amino acids. The record is from RefSeq and is a predicted model, not a curated record. Gene Ontology annotation, biological process: mRNA splicing, via spliceosome. NCBI's taxonomy places the organism in Eukaryota, Viridiplantae, Streptophyta, Magnoliopsida, Ericales, Balsaminaceae. Gene Ontology annotation, cellular component: U1 snRNP; U2-type prespliceosome; precatalytic spliceosome.